Molecule: messenger RNA, 7120 nt
Organism: Leopardus geoffroyi (Geoffroy's cat)
Lineage: Eukaryota; Metazoa; Chordata; Mammalia; Carnivora; Felidae
Gene: IPO11
Product: importin 11
Exons: 30
Coding region: 189-3011 (940 amino acids)
Biological process (GO): protein import into nucleus
Cellular component (GO): nuclear envelope; cytosol
Molecular function (GO): small GTPase binding
Source: RefSeq, a predicted model, not a curated record
UAUUCCCGCGUCCGCGUCGUUUGGAGCCGCGACGCUGAACAUGGCGCGUUCCUAGAAGCCGCUUUCGGCAUCAGUAGGCGGCGGCGUGUGGACUGGAAGCGUGAGGCGCGGGACCAACCGACUUCGCUUCGUGUUGGGGACUGGAAGCGGGAGAGCCGGGGUAUUCCGGACCGAACCAAACGGUGUCCAUGGAUCUCAAUAGUGCCAGCACUGUUGUUCUUCAGGUCUUAACACAGGCCACCAGUCAGGAUACUGCUGUAUUAAAACCAGCAGAGGAGCAAUUGAAACAGUGGGAGACACAGCCAGGUUUCUAUUCAGUGUUAUUGAAUAUUUUUACAAACCACACUCUGGAUAUAAAUGUAAGGUGGCUUGCUGUGCUAUAUUUUAAGAAUGGAAUUGAUCGUUAUUGGAGACGUGUAGCACCUCAUGCUCUCUCAGAGGAGGAGAAAUCUACGUUGCGUGCAGGGCUAAUCACCAACUUCAACGAACCAGUAAACCAGAUUGCAACUCAGAUUGCAGUGCUGAUUGCAAAAGUUGCUAGAUUGGACUGUCCUAGACAGUGGCCUGAACUCAUUCCCACUCUUAUAGAAUCUGUGAAAGUCCAAGAUGAUCUUCGACAGCACAGAGCAUUACUUACCUUCUAUCAUGUUACCAAGACUCUGGCUUCCAAACGUCUGGCUGCUGAUAGGAAAUUGUUUUAUGAUUUAGCUUCUGGAAUUUAUAAUUUUGCCUGCUCUCUGUGGAAUCACCAUACAGACACAUUCCUUCAACAAGUUUCUUCUGGGAAUGAAGCUGCAGUUCUAAGUUCAUUAGAACGAACUCUGCUGUCAUUGAAAGUGCUGCGUAAAUUAACUGUUAAUGGAUUUGUGGAACCUCAUAAGAAUAUGGAGGUGAUGGGUUUUUUACAUGGAAUAUUUGACCGUCUGAAACAAUUUCUGGAAUGCAGUAGAAGUAUAGGUACAGAUAAUGUAUGUAGAGACAGACUGGAAAAGACCAUCAUUCUUUUUACUAAAGUGCUUUUGGACUUCUUGGACCAGCAUCCGUUUUCAUUUACUCCUCUAAUUCAGAGAUCACUGGAAUUUUCUGUAAGCUAUGUAUUUACAGAAGUUGGUGAAGGCGUUACAUUUGAGCGAUUCAUUGUUCAAUGCAUGAAUCUUAUUAAGAUGAUUGUAAAGAAUUACGCUUAUAAGCCAUCCAAAAAUUUUGAAGACAGCAGUCCUGAAACUUUAGAAGCACAUAAGAUCAAGAUGGCAUUCUUUACAUAUCCCACUUUGACAGAGAUAUGUAGAAGAUUAGUCUCUCAUUAUUUUCUGUUAACUGAGGAAGAACUGACAAUGUGGGAAGAAGACCCAGAAGGCUUUACAGUGGAAGAAACAGGGGGAGAUUCUUGGAAAUACAGUUUGAGGCCUUGCACUGAAGUACUAUUUAUAGAUAUAUUCCAUGAAUAUAAUCAGACUCUUACUCCUGUACUUCUAGAAAUGAUGCAAACACUUCAAGGGCCCACUAAUGUGGAAGAUAUGAAUGCACUAUUAAUCAAAGAUGCUGUGUAUAAUGCUGUUGGAUUAGCAGCUUAUGAGCUGUUUGACAGUGUUGAUUUUGAUCAGUGGUUUAAAAACCAACUUCUUCCAGAAUUACAAGUCAUUCACAAUAGAUAUAAGCCAUUGCGACGCAGGGUGAUUUGGCUCAUCGGUCAGUGGAUUUCUGUGAAAUUCAAGUCUGACUUAAGACCCAUGUUAUAUGAGGCAAUUUGUAACUUGCUUCAAGAUCAAGACUUAGUGGUCCGUAUCGAAACAGCGACAACACUGAAGUUAACUGUUGAUGAUUUUGAAUUUAGAACAGAUCAGUUUCUGCCGUAUUUGGAAACCAUGUUCACACUACUUUUUCAGCUGCUGCAGCAAGUUACAGAAUGUGACACAAAGAUGCAUGUUUUGCAUGUCCUUUCCUGUGUGAUUGAAAGAGUCAAUAUACAGAUACGACCGUAUGUAGGAUGUUUGGUACAGUAUUUGCCUCUUCUUUGGAAGCAGAGCGAAGAACACAAUAUGUUGAGAUGUGCUAUUCUGACAACACUUAUUCAUCUUGUUCAGGGAUUAGGAGCAGACAGCAAGAACCUGUACCCUUUCCUGCUCCCAGUUAUCCAACUGAGUACAGAUGUUUCCCAGCCUCCACAUGUUUAUCUUCUGGAAGAUGGUUUAGAAUUAUGGUUAGUGACUUUGGAAAACAGCCCAUGUGUUACACCGGAGUUGCUUCGCAUAUUUCAGAAUAUGUCCCCCCUUCUUGAACUAAGUUCAGAAAACCUCAGAACCUGCUUUAAGAUCAUCAAUGGUUAUAUCUUUUUAUCAUCAACAGAAUUUCUACAGACAUAUGCAGUAGGUCUAUGUCAGUCCUUUUGUGAGCUGCUAAAGGAAAUUACUACAGAAGGUCAAGUUCAAGUGCUCAAGGUUGUGGAAAACGCCCUUAAAGUGAACCCAGUAUUAGGUCCACAGAUGUUUCAACCAAUUCUACCCUGUGUUUUCAGAGGUAUUAUAGAAGGAGAGAGGUAUCCUGUCGUGAUGUCAACAUAUCUUGGAGUUAUGGGUCGAGUCCUGCUACAAAAUACGAGUUUUUUUUCUUCGCUUCUUAAUGAGAUGGCACAUAAAUUUAAUCAAGAGAUGGAUCAGCUUUUGGGAAAUAUGAUUGAAAUGUGGGUUGAUCGAAUGGACAACAUUACGCAGCCUGAAAGAAGAAAACUUUCAGCUUUGGCUUUGCUUUCUCUUCUGCCAUCUGAUAAUAGUGUCAUCCAAGAUAAAUUCUGUGGGAUUAUAAACAUCUCAGUGGAAGGCUUACAUGAUGUCAUGACAGAAGAUCCUGAAACAGGAACUUACAAAGACUGUAUGUUAAUGUCUCAUCUUGAAGAACCAAAAGUAACAGAAGAUGAAGAACCACCCACAGAACAGGAUAAGAGAAAAAAAAUGAAAAACUCAACAGACCUAGUAAAAGAAUUGUAUUUGGCUGUCACUGAUAAGGUACUGUGAUUUUCUUUUCUUAGUUAACUAACAGUAAUCUUGAAGUUCAUGAUUUAUAAACAAAAUACUUUAUUUUGCAAGUAAUAUGAAAUUAAGGCAUCAUUUUACUGGUAUUUCUGAACUGUCUUUUGAGAUUCCUUGCCCUAUCACAUUGAGUAAUCAAGGUAAAUGUAGGAUUGUUGAAAAUACUCUUAUUCAACUUGCCUGCAUUGUCAGGCUGGUUAUGACUUUAGAUAGCUUUCUUUUUGCUUUUUCUUACCAUGCCAGUUCCACUACACUUUUCACCCCUGCUUUCUUGCUACCUCUUGACCUCAUCCUAAUUAGAAACUGAUCCUUAUCCAAAAUCCUGAACUCUGACAUUCCUCUCUCAUCACAACCUCUUCUUCUUCACCAUACCAUGUCUCCUGAAAAUUCUGUGGUGUACCUAUAUCUGGAGUCCUGUAAUUUGUUCUCACUUUCACACUCUUUUUAUAAACUUUCUCUUGUUUUCACUAACUUUCCCACCUUUUAACCUAAAUGUUCUUGUUUUUCUGCUGCUGCUAACUUUGGACAAGCCGUAGUCAUAAUCUUUGCCUCCCCACUUUAGACCUACUAAGUUUGUGGGCCUAGAAAUCAGGCUUAUGUAUUUCUUAAAAGCUUCACAUGUUAUUUUGGUGUCCAGCCAGUAUAGAGAACCACUAUAAUAGGAAUGAAAUUCCCUGACCGUCUUUUAUAGAUAUCGUGAUUCCACCCAGCCUUUUGCGCCUUGUUUUCUUCACCCUGCUCUGUCUCCUAAACCAGACGCCUUGUCUCCGUGAGUAUCAGAGGUUUUCUUGGCGUCUGUUACAGAGCUCUCAGACUUGUCCUUACGUGUGGAGUAGCCCCUUAAUCCUCUUUGCCUUCCCUCAGCUUACUUAUUUACUGUUUUCCUCAUGAGACGCUGUCUCUACUCACUGAUCAUCCUUCUCACCCAUGCCCAGGUAUAGAAGUAAUCUCUCCCUCUCCUGGAUUUACCUAGCAUCUUCUCUGUACAUGUCAACUGCUUAUACCAUCUUCUGCUUCAUGUAACCUAGCAACUCACAUCUGUGAUCUCCUUGAGAUUAGGAAACAUGUUGUCACUUAGGUUUGUGUGUGUAUGUGCUUAUAUCUUUGUAUAUUUCUGUAAAGCUUUGUUGAGUAAGCAUUUUUUAUAUUACAUAUUGAAGUUUCUUAAACUAAGGCAUUCUCUGUAAUAUUUAAAGCACCUUAACAUGUUAUGUAUAAUAUACUACUAGAACUUUUUUUCCCCUUUUUUUCCCUUUUUUUUGAAGAGAUUGACUCUAAAAUAUACCCCUGUUUUCUUUGGGUCCUUGGACAACUAUUCAAGUUAGUGAGGGUAGUGUCAUCGGAUCUGUUUCCCUCUGCCUUAAGAUGACAGAAAUCUCUCCUCUUUUCAUUCCCAAAACAAAUCUAGAUCCAUAACCUACUGUCUCCUUUCUCUUCUUGAAGCUUAUUAGCACCAAUGGGAAAGUAGCAGCAAUACCAUGCAGGCAUAAUUUUCCUAACUGACUUUAUAGCUAAUUAAUCCUGGCAAGAACUGUGUAUCCUGUGUGUUGUGGUCCAUCAUAUCGGUGGUCUUUACAUAAAAUCCAGGAAACACUCCAGAAUACUAUUAGCCGUUAACCUGAUCCUCAUCCAAAGUUGUUGCUCAUAUGGCUUUUAGUCUUUUCAAGCUUUUUAUUGCUUUAACAAUGUGCCCUACAGGACAUCUUGUAAAAAGCUACUUUGUAAUCUGUAAGUAAAAUUUUGAGGGAAUGACAGUAUUUAAUAUUAUUUGUUAUGAGUAAUUAGUGCCAAAAAUUAUGUGAUAAAUAGAAACUGGAGAUUUUUAAGACCUUAUGUGCAUUUAUACCCUACCUUUCCUCGGGGUGGGGGGAAUGUUUCAGGGUAUACGAGUAUCAGUCCCUAAAAACAGUGUUCCAAUAACAACAUAUAAAUAAAGACUUGGGAAAAUGCCAAGUGUACAUUUGGCUUUGGGAACAUCCAAAGACCCUAGUUUCACAACUAUUAAUUCAGAAGCUGGAUGACGAGGUAAAUUUUAGGAUCAGUGUUGUAUUUAUUUAGGCGGAAAUCCUUAACCUAAAAUUCAGCCUGUCUAUUGAUUUCCAGGGGACUUUUAGAAACACCUUGAGAUUGUACACAGAUUUGGGUGAGGAUGUACAUUAUGGGGAAGAGGUGAUGUAUACCUUUUAUAAGAUUUGUUUAGGGGCUAAUAAAAGAUCAAUUGAAGAUAACUUCUUGACUGUUUCUACUACUUUUCCCUGUAGGAUUUAGAUACAGAUCUUUGAUUUUUUUCAGAUACACAGUAUGUGUUGUCUUCCCAUCCUAAUUUUCCUUCACUUGGCCCACAGGCUUUCUUUGUCUUGAAUAGUGAGCGAACAUUGAAGCACUUAGAACCAAAUUGUUUUUAAGUCUGGCUAGUUGGUUAUGCAUAGUGUUUCCGUGCCACGAGCCAAAUGAAAUGUAGGCUGCCGAGAGAAAUAGUACAGUUGGGCUUAGCGGGCCAGGGAGACAGAUAGUGCCCAAAAGUAAGAGAACCUUGGGAUUAUUCUUGUUGCCUUUUUUUUUUUUUUUUUUCCAAUUCACUUGAGAAUUGUUCUUAUAUAUCGCUCAUGGUUUCCAUAGCAAGAGUAUGUUUUUCACAAGCCAAUGUUUCCAAAGAUCCCUUUCCAGUUUACUUUCUGUGUCCUAAAAGUAAGAGGAUGACUUUCAGGUUAAUACACAUUUUAUCUGUUUUCUUGAACAAAUCAUUGAGCAUGCAUCAGGUACAGUGCUGGCGUGAACUGAGUGUUAUGUGUCGGAAGAUGACAGAGAGUCGAAGAUGAGGUCUGAAGGGCAGAUUUAGGAGAGAAGCCUUGCCCCGCAUCAUGGAUGCUUUAGACAAGAGAUAUAAUUUCCUUUGUUUUUUUUUGGAGACUGUAAAUUUGUUAAAUUGGGGUUGUUUCUUACAAAGAUGGAGAUAUAGGCUUUGAAAUGAUCCUUCUACCUAAAAUCACUGAAAACAAGACAAAAUUACGUGAAACAGCUUUUUUUUUUUUUUUUUUUUUUAAGAUACUGCAAAUCAGAAUAUGAAGCAUAAUGAUCUCUGAGAAACAGAAAACCAACCCUCUGGUUGCCACAGUUUGCUACCUGGAGGGAGAGGAGGGGCACAGGGAGCCCGCUUGGGGCGGGGGGAGGGCAGAGGGAGCCUGCUGGUCUCUCUGAUUUGAGGAGAUGAAGCUGGAAGACACCAGAGUGUCUUGAAUUACCAAAGAAGAGGGAGUAGCCCGCUUAGAACUUGGGGGAUCUUGGGAGGGUUUCUUCUGAGUCUUUAGCUGAGUACUGAUCAGCACGUAGAAGUGCAGAAGUUACCCAUGGCCAGGGAAAGAGCCUCCAGGAAGGAUUUUGAGGGGAACGGUAUUCUGAGCUGACACAGCCAGGACUAGAUCGUGUUGUCAGAGUGCAAACCCUCAGGAAUGAUAGGGCAUUAGGUAGAGGGUUCACAAGUGUGUGUCCGUGUUGGUACAGAAUUAUCCCCGUAUUAGGUAUUGUUCUGAUCCUGCCAAACAAAGGUAAAAGCAAAAUCUGAAAAGAUUGAACUGUUACCAAGCAAUGUAGUCACAUCCUAGAACAAAACUCAUGACUGUCAUCUAGAAAAAUUUCCAGUAUCUAACAGAGCAGAAUUUAUAAUGCCUGGCAUCCAGUAAAAACCUACUGGCAUGCAAAGAAGCUGGAAAGUCUCCCUACUGAGGGGGAAAAGUCAAUCACUUAUAACUUCCCAAGAAUAGAUACCUAUGGUAGAAAUGGUAGAAAAGAUCAUUAAAACAGUUUUUAUAACUGUGUUCCCUCAGUUGAGAAGCUAGAGGAAAGAUUAAUCUGGUAAAUACAGAUGUUAAAGAUAUUUUAAAAAGUGAAAUGAACCUGUAGCGAUUAAAAUCCGGAAUAUCUGGUGGGGUUAAUGUAGAUGAAGUAUUAGGGAACAAAAGAUGAGUGAAUUUGAAGAUGCAGAAAUAGAAAGUCUCCAAAAAGAAACAGGAAAAAACCCAACAAAGGAAGGGAGGUAAGCUGUGUAGGACGUGUGCAAGCAUCCUCAUGUACGAGUCACACAGGUCCCUGCAUGA